Molecule: messenger RNA, 1799 nt
Organism: Perognathus longimembris pacificus (Pacific pocket mouse)
Lineage: Eukaryota; Metazoa; Chordata; Mammalia; Rodentia; Heteromyidae
Gene: Srms
Product: src-related kinase lacking C-terminal regulatory tyrosine and N-terminal myristylation sites
Exons: 8
Coding region: 129-1658 (509 amino acids)
Biological process (GO): protein phosphorylation; cell differentiation; cell surface receptor protein tyrosine kinase signaling pathway
Cellular component (GO): extrinsic component of cytoplasmic side of plasma membrane
Molecular function (GO): non-membrane spanning protein tyrosine kinase activity; ATP binding; signaling receptor binding
Source: RefSeq, a predicted model, not a curated record
CUCUGACAUCCGGCUGUCCCACCGGCCCUUCCAGUUUCUCCCGGCACUCGGGGCCCCGGCCCAUGGCGGCCGCGCUCGGCCGCCUCUGCUGAGGGACCCGGCCUGCGUGCUGACCCCUGGCCGGCCCCAUGCGCCUGCGGGGGCCGCCCUGCCCGGCGCCCCCCGGCAUGGAGCUCUUCCUGCGGAAGCGGCUCGCCUUUCUGUCCUUCUUCUGGGAUAAGAUCUGGCCGGACGGGGAGACGGAGGAGGGCGCCCCCGAGCCCCCGGGACCUGGCGCGGCCCCGGCGCCCGAGCCCCCCGCCGCGGGGGAGCCCGGCGGCCCCGCGCUGCCUCGAGCCCAGCUCUUCCGUGCGCUCUACGACUUCAGCGCGCGCUGCGCCCAGGAGCUGAGCGUCAGUCGCGGGGACCGGCUCUACGCGCUCAAGGAGGAGGGCGACUACAUCUUGGCGCAAAAGCUCUCAGGCCCGCCCAGCACCGGGCUGGUGCCCAUCAGCUAUGUCGCCAAAGCCACCCCCGAGGCCCUCCUAGACCAACCCUGGUAUUUCAGGGGGAUCAGCAGGACCGAGGCCCAGCAGCUACUCUUGUCACCCCCCAACGCUGUGGGGGCCUUCCUCGUUAGGCCCAGCGAGAGCAGCCUCGGAGGGUUCUCACUCUCAGUCCGGGCCCAGGCCAAAGUCUGCCAUUACCGCAUCUGCACAGUGCCCAGUGGCAGCCUCUACCUGCAGGAGGGCCGGCUCUUCCCCAGCCUGGAGGCCCUGCUUGCCUACUAUAAGGCCAACUGGAAGCUGCUCCAGACCCCCUUGCUGCAGCCCUGCGUGGCCCCGAAGGCCCUCGUGCAGGACGAGUGGGAGCGGCCACACUCGGAGUUCGUCCUCCGGAGGAAGCUGGGCGAAGGCUACUUUGGGGCCGUGUGGGAAGGCCUGUGGUUGGGCUCCAUGCCGGUGGCGGUGAAGGUCAUCAAGUCAGCCGACAUGAAGCUGGCCGACCUCACCAAGGAGAUCGAGGCACUGAAGAGCCUGAGGCACGAGCGGCUGAUCCGGCUGCAUGCCGUGUGCUCUGCGGGGGAGCCCGUGUACAUUGUCACUGAGCUCAUGGGCAGGGGCAACCUGCAGGCCUACCUGGGCAGCCCCGAGGGCCAGGCCCUGAGCCCGCCUGUUCUGCUGGGCUUCGCCUGCCAGGUGGCCGAGGGCAUGGGCUACCUGGAGGAGCGGCGCGUUGUCCACCGGGACCUGGCGGCCAGGAACGUGCUCGUGGGUGAUGACCUCACCUGUAAGGUGGCUGACUUUGGUCUGGCCCGCCUCCUCAAGGAUGACAUCUACUCCCCAAGCAGUGGCUCCAAGAUCCCAGUGAAGUGGACUGCACCCGAGGCGGCCAAUUACCGCGUUUUUUCCCAGAAGUCAGAUGUGUGGUCUUUUGGGGUCCUGCUCUAUGAGGUCUUUGCCUAUGGCCAGUGUCCCUAUGAAGGAAUGACCAACCAUGAGACCCUACAGCAGAUCAGCAGAGGGUACCGGCUGCCGCGCCCGGCUGCCUGCCCGGCAGAGGUGUACCUGCUCAUGUUGGAGUGCUGGAAGGGCAGCCCAGAGGAGCGGCCCUCUUUUGCUACGCUUCGGGAGAAGCUGGGUGCCAUCCACAGGCGGCUUCACCUGGGCCUCACGUGACCAAGGGCUCCGGGCCCGUGCGAUCAGUCGUCACUACCAGCGGGGCCUCCCGAGGACCGUGCCUGCCGCCACCGCCCACCAGGGACGCCACACAGCCUGGAGCAGUGCCAGACACAGAACGCCUCACUACGGGCCUCUCUU